Molecule: messenger RNA, 1794 nt
Organism: Letharia columbiana
Lineage: Eukaryota; Fungi; Ascomycota; Lecanoromycetes; Lecanorales; Parmeliaceae
Exons: 1
Coding region: 1-1794 (597 amino acids)
Cellular component (GO): nucleolus; nucleoplasm
Source: RefSeq, a predicted model, not a curated record
AUGCCAACCAAAUCAAAGAAACCGUCUGUGGAGAUCAAGCCAGAGUUCGAGCUGCCCGCACAAGGCUCAGAGCCUCCUCGAAAGAAGAAAAAGAAGAAUGCACCAGACAAACUACAACCAGAAUGGAUGUUUCCUCCAGAUGAAGAGAAUCCAGUCAUAAAUCCGAAGCCAAAGUCAGAGGCCCACAGAAGCAAAGAUGAGAAGGAAAGAGACCAGGCUAUCAGAUUCUUGCAGUACGCAUCAGUCAACGCACCAAUGAAGGCUCCACCUCCGGAUCUACUGCUCAGCCUUGUGGGGGCAUUUCUAAGUUCUUACGGUUUCCACCACACUUCGCGCCUUUACACCACUCAAUUACAAUCAAGGAAGAAGCUAGAUGCAUGGAAGAUUGAGCUAGGGGCCAAGCUGCCGAAAGGGUUCCCAGACCUGGUCAAGAUCUUCAAAGAAUGGUACAAGGGUUACCAGGAAAAGCUACAAGUGGAAGAGACCAGUAGCAGCGAUAGUGACGAUAGCGACGACCCCAAGGCAGUCAAGAAGUCGAAAAAGGCCAAAAAGGCAAAAAAGGAAGUGAAAGCGGAAGCCAAGGCCAGUGAAGCUGCAGCGGCCAAGGUCAUUGCCAAAGACAUCACGAGUAGCAGUGGUAGUGGGAGCAGUGACGAGGAUGUAGAGAUGAAGGAUGCGACUCCAGCUCAGAAGCCCACCAAGAAGUCUAGCGAAUUGUCGAAGAUAAAGUCAUCAUCGAUAUCUACAUCACACUCAAGUUCGGACAGCGAUGCCGACGACGAGAAAGAAAAUGCUGGCGCACAGCUAGUUCUACAUACAGCUUCACCCAAGCCGACAGUCAACGGAUUAGUGAACAGCCUCAAGCGCAAAGCAAGCCCCGGUAUCUCUUCAAGCUCCGAAUCAAAAUCAGACUCCGACACUUCUUCCUCUGCAGGUCUCCAGGCAGUAUCAGGGAAAAAAGACGCAUCCAGCUCUAUCUUCAAUGUCAUCCCGCAGCCUCAAAAUAGCGUCCCAAUUUCCGAACCAUCUGCCGAGUCCUCCUCUUCUUCGGAUACCUCGUCAUCAGACAGCGGGUCUGCUGCCAAACCUGCCAAACCUGCCAAACCUGCCGCAGCUACCACAGCGAUCGCCAAAGCGGAGUCAGGACCUUCCUCAGAUAGCUCAUCAUCGGACAGCGAGUUUGAUAAUGGGGCUCCCAAAUCAACACUGACCACGACAACUACCACGAAGGCAGAAGCAUCCUCAUCCUCAUCCUCUUCGGAGUCAAUCUCAUCAGAUGGCGAGUCUUCAGAAGUCGAUUUCUCCAAGCCUCCGAAACCAACAGUCACCAAAACAACCAAAGUCGUGACCGCCAAGCCUACCCAAGUAUCCAGUGACUCCAGCGUAACUCUCCAGGCAAGCUCGGCGCAAAAACCCUCCGCAGCCAACACGAGCCUGUCAUCGACCUCUUCUUCCGAAUCCCUGACCUCAGCCGACCAACAGGCUGUUACCACCGUCACCACUACGACUACCAGCACAAAACGCAAGCGCUCAUCCUCUCCCACGCCUAAAGCCUCCAAGUUCACGAAGAAGCAGAACACGCCCUUCCAGCGCGUUCCUCAAGACACCCCCGUUGACCCUAAGAUGGCUUCGAAUGCGUACCGCUCUUACGACUAUGCGGAUAGGGCACAUCAGGAUCUGAGUGUGACGAAGGGAAAGGGCUUUACGAAGGAGAAGAAUAAGAAGAAGAGGGGGAGUUACAGGGGCGGAGCGAUUGAUGUUAGCGGGGGAAAGGGGGUCAAGUUCGUGGAUUGA